AAAACCAGAGCACAGAGACUGGAAUGGUUUUGAAUUAGAUAUGGUAACUUCCCAUAAGUUCAUAAGCUGCCACUAUGCCAUCUCGGUAUAGAAUUGCAUUAUCGGGAGUUUGCGGAAUCAUGUCUCAUUUUAAUAUCUCUUUCCCUCGAUUAUUGCUCAAACACAAAAUCAUAUCCUAUUUAGUAUUCAAAAGAUCAAAUGGCGUUCCAAUCUCCGGCUAAGACCCUUACAUAAUCAUGACUUAUCAGUGACGGUGGGUGGUGGGGCAGCCACAUGCCAUCAUUAUGAUCGCAAGAACCGAGCAAAGCCUGUAUUAAUCUGCCUCCUUUUUUCUUUAACCCCAAACCUCACCUCCCAACUACUUUAUCUUCCUCAUCUGAUCUCUCUGCCACUCCUUUCUCUGCUGUAAUGGCAGAAACCGGAGGUCAAACAAGUCAACAUAACCCCACGUGGCCGGAACUCCUGGGUAGCGACGACUGGGAAGGUUUGCUUCAGCCUCUCCACCUUGACCUUCGCAACCUCAUCCUCCGCUCCGGCGAUCUAAUUCAGGCCACCUACGACGCCUUCAACAACGAUCCCAACUCUCGCUUCUGCGGCUCCAGCCGCUACGGCAAGAAGUCCUUCUUCCGAAAGGUCAUGUUCGACCGGCCCGAUGACUAUACCGUCGCGUCUUUUCUUUACGCCACCGCUAGAGUCAGUGUUCCAGAGGCUUUUCUUCUCAAGUCCAUGUCUAGGGAGUCCUGGGACCGUGAGUCUAACUGGAUCGGUUUCAUCGCCGUCACCUCCGACGAGGUCAGUGCCGCCUUGGGCCGCCGUGAAAUCUACAUCGUCUGGCGCGGGACGACUCGGAAUUACGAGUGGAUCGAUGUCAUGGGGGCUGAACCCGACUCUGCUAAAGCUCUGUUAAGCCCUCGAACCCUCGAAGAGCUCCAAAUCAGCCCUGGAGAUGAAGGCUCUUCUAGCAGUGACGAUGAUGAUGAUGAACACGGGAAAAUCCCCAAAGUGAUGAGGGGUUGGCUAACGAUAUACGUCUCCGAAGACCCAAAAUCGUCGUUUACCAAAACAAGUGUCAGAACUCAAAUUCAGAGCAAAGUUAAACACUUGCUGAAUCUUUACAAAGACGAAAACCCAAGUGUGAUUCUGGCCGGGCAUAGUCUAGGAGCAAGCUUAUCGAUUCUUUGCGGGUUCGACCUGGUCGAAAAUGGAGUCACCAACGUCCCUGUAUGUGCUUUCGUGUUCGGGUCUCCUCAGGUCGGAAACACAGCAUUCAACGAGAGGUUCAAGAAAUUUCCCAAUCUGAAGGUUUUGCACAUAAAGAACAAGAUCGAUCUCAUCCCACAUUAUCCAGGAAGGUUACUGGGGUACGUAAAUACAGGAGCAGAGCUGGAGAUUGACACUAGGAAAUCGCCAUUCUUGAAGAACUCGAAGAACCCUAGCGACUGGCAUAAUUUGCAGGCGAUGCUUCACGUGGUGGCGGGGUGGAACGGGAGUGAGGGUGAGUUUGAGAUGAAGGUGAAGAGAAGCUUGGCUUUGGUGAACAAAUCGUGUGAGUUCUUGAAGGAAGAGUGCAAAAUUCCUGGGUCGUGGUGGGUGGAGAAGAACAAGGGCAUGGCUCGCCGGCAAGACGGAGAAUGGGUUUUGGACUUGCCGGAGGAGGAGGACCUUCCUGUUCCCGAAGAUCCAUAAAGCAUCCAUCCUUCUCAAAAAUGGAGACGCCACACUUUUUGUGAAGGUGGUGCGUUAUAGUCAGGGUACGUGGGGACGGCAUUGAACAUCAUUUUACCUUAGUUUUUAUCGUCCUUGUAUGUGUAGGCAGUUUUAUAGGAUCUUCAUGUUGGAGUGGGCAUUGUCAUUUUGAUGUCUUUUUUAAAUAAAAAAAAUUAUCAGGAAUAAUA
Molecule: messenger RNA, 1895 nt
Organism: Neltuma alba
Lineage: Eukaryota; Viridiplantae; Streptophyta; Magnoliopsida; Fabales; Fabaceae
Product: phospholipase A1-IIdelta
Exons: 1
Coding region: 409-1686 (425 amino acids)
Biological process (GO): lipid metabolic process
Molecular function (GO): glycerophospholipid phospholipase A1 activity
Source: RefSeq, a predicted model, not a curated record